Molecule: messenger RNA, 1609 nt
Organism: Cuscuta campestris
Lineage: Eukaryota; Viridiplantae; Streptophyta; Magnoliopsida; Solanales; Convolvulaceae
Source: the annotation of a GenBank genome assembly
GUUGACCUUUUGCGCUGUUUGUGUAUUUCUUUGUAAUGUUGUUUUUUUCUUGGGACUGUCAGGAAGAACCGAACGUAAGAUCUGCACAGUUGCACGAUGAAGGGUCAAGACAUGGCUGAUGACAAAUUUUAUUGCCACGUGUAGGCUUGUGUUGUUCUUGAUGUGGAAAUAUAUUUAAGAAUACAAUAGGAUUUCUGCUUUGUGACUAAGGGAUUCCUCCUUUUAAAGCAUGCCUGGAUCUUGUGAAAUAGAGGGCAGAAAUGUAGAAGAAAAAUAAUAUAACCCUGUAAAGUCUGUUGCAUUUGUUGUGACCAUUCUCAAAGAUAAAAUCAAGCAAGGGAAGGUACCUGCAAUUAUAAAAAAGAAGAAGUAAGAGCUACAAUAUAAUAUAAUGGUAUUAUUUUUCCAUUUCUCUAUAUUAUGCAUGAUAUUUUGUACCUUAGGUAUCAAAAUAGGCACCCCAACCCCACCCAGUUAGUUGUAGGUUGUAUGACUUGUAUCCACAUUUCUAGUUUUGUAUGAAUAAGGAUUAGGAUAUACAAUUAUUAUUAUUUGUACAAAGAUUGUACAAAGUAAUGUUGCAUCUUGUGAUUUUUGUAUGUUUGUUGUUAAUGGCGGUUAUUCCCAGCUUUGUUUUGGGAGAUUCCACCUGCGGCGGCGGAGACGACUCCGGCGAGGAUGCCGCCGGCCACGACAAGAAGCAGGCGCUCAAGUACAAACUUGCCGCCGUAGCUUCCAUCCUGGUGGCCGGCGGCCUCGGCGUUUCCCUCCCGGUGCUCGGGAGGAGGGUCCGGUGCAUGAGUCCGGACGCGAGCUUCUUCUUUUUCGUGAAGGCGUUCGCGGCCGGGGUGAUUUUGGCCACCGGAUUCAUCCACGUCCUCCCGGACGCCUUCGAGAACUUGACUUCCCCGUGCCUCGGGGAGAAACCCUGGGUCAGUUCCCGUUCGGCGGGUUCAUCGCCAUGCUUGCCGCCAUGGGGACUCUCAUGGUGGAUUGCUUUGCCACGUCUUAUUUCGCCAAGAGAUGCUCCGGCGACGGGAAGAUGUCGAGUCUUCCUCUUCCCAUCAUCUUCUUUGACACCGUGUCGUAUCUCAGGUUUUAGAGCAUUGACUUUUCACCAGUUUUUUGAGGGCAUGGGACUUGGUGGCUGCAUUGCCCAGGCAGAGUUGAAGUCGAAGGCAACUGCAGUGAUGAUUGCAUUUUUCUCCCUGACGACUCCGGUGGGGAUCGGCAUCGGAAUCGGAAUAUCAAAUGUGUACGACGAGAACAGCCAAAAGGCGUUGAUAACGGAGGGCGUUUUCAACUCCGCGUCCGCCGGAAUCCUAAUAUAUAUGGCCCUCGUCGAUCUGCUGGCCGCCGAUUUCAUGGACCCGAGGAUGCGCCGCAAUAUGAAGUUGCAGUUUGGAGCUAAUGUCUCGCUUCUCUUAGGGGCUGGCUUGAUGUCUCUCUUGGCCAAGUGGGCUUAAUCGCCCUUUCUUUUUUUUUUUGAAUUCUCCUUUCUCCUCUUUUUUGUAUGGUUAUACUCCCUUCGUCCCGAAAUAAAUUACAAUAUUCCAUCACAUUUUUGUCCCAAAAAGGAUUAUAAAGUCAAUAACUUUAUAGUGAUUUG